AUCGAAUUGCUGUAGACACUUGAGAUGUCUAUCUUUGCAUUCAUGGUUUUUAUUGUCAUCAUAUCUAAGCUGCUACAUUCAUCCUCAGAAACACCAAAAUAUGAUGCAAUAUUGCCAAGAAGUAUAACAGCAUUGAGCGGUUCUUGUGUGGAGAUACCUUGUACAUUCAAAGUGUCUGAUUUUGAAGACAGACUGAAGACUGCAGACAUUACUUUUGGUUGCUGGAUAAAGACAGAUCAGGUCGACCUAACAAAACCAGACAACAUCGUUUUCAAUGGUAGUCAAAACAUCAUCAGAGGAUUUAGUCACAUAGAGAUGCUUGGAAAUGUUAGUCAGCGUGAAUGCACCACUGUUUUCUAUGACAUCAUGAAGAAUCAUUCAGACAUCUACUACUUUAGGUUGCAAAUGGAGCCAAAUAAUGUUUUUAGAGCAACAUUUGUCAACAGUCCAAUCAACAUAUCUGUCUCAGAUGUGCCAAUGCCACCUAAACUUACACUCAAUGAUCUACAGGAAGUGAUGGAGAACAGAAUAGUCAAUGUAAGCUGCUCUGCUGAAGCCCCCUGUCCCAAACAACCUCCUAAAUUAUCCUGGUCAAACAUCCCCAAAUCUGCCAUCAUUACAACACAGUUACAGGAGAAACCUGAUAAAACCCAGUCAGUGUUUUCACAAAUCACCUUUAAACCUUCAUACAUGGAUGACAGAAAGAACAUCUCCUGCACUGUUACAUAUCCAAGAAAUACAUCUAAUGACACAACUGUGGAGACCACCAUGAUGCUACGAGUUCUGUUCCCCCCAAAAGAAACUCAUGUCAUCAUUAAGCCAUCUGCUUCAGUCUCUGUUGGCACUAAUGUAACUUUGACCUGCAAAAGCAAAGCCAGUCCAUCAAAGGACAUAACCUACACAUGGUAUAAACAUGGACAGGACUCGCCUCUAGCUUGUGAAAAGAAGAUUUCCUUCAUUGCAACACACACUGGACAUUAUUUCUGUGUGGCACAGAACAAAUGUGGCAACCAUUCCUCAACUGCUGUCAAGCUGGAAAUUAAGGAUAUGUUUGGCAUAGGUUUACAAGAGAUGGCACAUUUUUGGAUUGCUGGUUGUGUGGGAGGAAUUCUGGUUUUACUUCUGGUUUCUCUGGUUAUUUUCAUCAUGAGGGGAAAGACCUCCAGAGUUGUUAACGUCAUUCAACAUAGAGCCUCUAAUCAGUUUUGGAGUGAAAAUCUAGACCUGGUUCCUGUACAUUCUGACACUGAUAUUGUGAUCAACCAGGACAGCAAAUUUUCUGACGAUGAAAUGGACAAAAUCCACUAUGUCGAGAUUGACUUCUCCAACAUUCAGACCAGCUACAACACAAGGAAAUAUUUAAACCGCAGCAUAGGCCCAAUGUAUGCUGAAAUCCAAUUCAGCAAAAAGUUGCAAGUGUGCCGCUGAAGUAAAGUUUUUUCCAACGCUAGAAUUGAAAAAAUAUAUUGCUUUGUUCCAUAACCUUGUCUUACUGUCUACUGCCUACAUAGGCAGAUGACUUCUUAGGUAGCAUCCUAACUCAAAUGUGUGUCAUAUAAUUAGCGCUCCUAAUGCAAAAUGCACGACAAUCGACUCAAUUGAGUUUGCCACUGGCAUGAUGCUAAGCCAAUAGUGAAGGAUACAUGAGAUGCUGCCUCAGCGUUUGGGUAAAAGAACAUAUCCUUGAAAGAGGCAUAAUCACACUACUUCUUUUAGUUCAGCCUUCAUGUCAGUAACACAUCAUUGAUAUCUUAAAAUGCCAAAGUCUCAUGAGAAUUUGUAAGAAUAGUAUGAGAUUGUGAAUUCGUAAGAAAUGGUACGACUUUGUUCGAACAAAAACGUACGACUUUUACACCAACCAAUCACCUAUGCUUCUCUCGUCUCCUUCAAAACCUUCAGAUUUCAUUUCUUCUGUCGUACACAAAACAUAUUUAGCAAUUACAAUCAUGGUCACAGGUUCAAAUUUGUGGUUAGGUUUAUGUAUGGGGUUUGGGGUUAACAUUAGUACAAAAUAUCACUAACAUGCAUUAGAAACACAAAUUAUUAUCUUGUCUUCUGCUGCUGGUGCUGCUAAAUGUUUUCAGAUCUUUUUUUUUUCCUUUUACAUUCUAUUGUUGCAGUCAAGGAACCGACAAAAACUGAAGUAAACAUUCUUGUUGUCAGGGACGGAUUAACCACCGGGCCGAUUGGGCCAUUGCCCAGGGGCCUCUAAACCCAAAGGGCUCCGAGCUCUAAAUAUUAUUCUAAUUAUUUCUUUAUUUUGAGAUAUCUAUUAUAUAUCCACGUCAAUGUCAGCCUUAUGUGAAAUCCCAUUUGUUCGGCCGAAUGCGUGCCGGGCUACAGCAGCGCAAGCACAGGCACUGGAGUGCGCACUCAGGGAAUCUGUGUCUCACAGGUGCAAUGAGUUUAUUUGAAGGACUACAGAGAACAGACUUUGAUUUACAAAACGCUUUCAAACACAAAAAUAAGGUGCAGUUUACCCUGGCUGUGUACAAAGCUGGUGGUUUAAAUUCAUAUAAGCGACAGAAUUCGUGCAACAAUAUGGAGGAAUUUAAAAUGUUUAAGUCCUGCAUGCAUUUCAUGUUUAAUAAUAAAGCGAAAGAUGCCUUAAUACCCUAACUGUAAUGUUUGCAGGAAUGAGGCAAGAGAAGGAGGAUCUAAUUGCAGGCUUACUAAAUAAAAACUCAGAGAAAUAAACAUAAGAAACUCAAAACACGAACAAAAUAUAUAUAUAUUUCAUUUUUUUAUUUUUUUUAUUUUUUUAUUCUAGAAUAAGGAACUGAAAGACACCAAAGUCUUCAAAUAGCUGCUAUUAACCAAGCUAUACCUCAAGCAAGGACGGAUUAAGAACUGAGAGGCCCAUGGGCCAAUACACAAUGAAGGCCUCCCCUUAUUUUUCAAGAAGGGUAUAGGGCGAGUUACAGGCUGUUCACACGUGCGUCGAAGCCAUGUAAACAAGCAUAUAUAUAUAUAUACAUACCACAAAAACAUUUGUAAUUCUGUAAUUUGUUUUAAGGAUCAAGAUGACACAGCAGAUUUGUGAAGAGUAAUAUACAUACUGAAGCAUCCCAGUUGCUGCUGUGCUAAACAUUAGGCUAUCAAGUAACAAUCUAACUUUUCAGUAGUGAAGUUUUCAGUGAGGCACUGCAAUUUGUAAUCCUGUUAUUAAAGGUCAAAUAAUAUUCAGUGUAAUCUGCUUGAUCUGAACGAUAAUCGUGUUGUUAUUGCUGUAAUCCAGUGAUAUUGGAGGGUUUUCUGGUAUUAAUUACUCAAUUAAGGUCCUGCAACAGCUUCUCAAAGAGGUUUAAGUCAGAACUGUGACUAGGCCUUUCCGAAACAUUCAUUUUGUUACUUCUUUUGAGGCUUUCUAAAGGGGACUUAAAGGAAUAUUCCGGGUUCAAUACAAGUUAAGCUCAAUCGACAGCAUUUGUGGCAUAAAGUUGAUUACCACAAAAAAAUAUUUACACUCAUCCCUCUUUUUCUUUAAAAAAGCAAAACUCAAGGUUACAGUGAAGCACUUACAAUGAAAGUGAAUUGGGCCAAUUUUUGGAGGGUAUUAAGGCAGAAAUGUGAAGCUUAUACUUUUAUAAAAGCACUUACAUUAAUUAUUUUGUUAAAACUUGUGUAUUAUUGUAUUAAAACCAGAAUAUUCCUUUAAUCUUAUGUUUGGGGCAUUUUCCUGUUUCAUAAACCAAUGCUUCCACUUUUGAUUACAGAUGAAAAGACACAUUCCUUCAGAAUUUUCACAACUCAUGGUUGUUCUAAAUGAUAUCAAGUCUUCCAGGCCAAGAGACAGUAAAGCAUGACCUCUCUGCUAAUCACAGUACCACCACUAUGUUUGACUAUGAUGUUCUUAUUGUUAAAUAUUCUGUUUGCGUUAUGCCAGACAUAACAGGACCUGUAUCUUCCAAAAAAGUAUCACUUUUUACUCAUCUUUACACAGAACAUUAUUCCAUAAUGCAUGUGGGUAAUCAGUGUGCUUUUUUGUUUCACUUAUUAAGCAGUGGUUUGCACAUUGCAAUUUAAAUGGUCAUUUAUUGGUGUUCUAUUACAUUUUUUAAGUUAAGAUCUAUUGUGAAAAUAUACAGAAAUACAGUAAGGGCAAAUACUCCACGACACUGUAGGUAAUGUGGGCUAUUUUUACACAUUGGCUGUCAAGAAGAAACCAACAUGACAAUUUAUUUGUGACAAUGAAGAGGUGUCGGUGUCUCUGGCCAGUGUGUAUCUAUUUGGAGAUUUGGUUUUAGUUCUUUUUCUGGCGUACAUCUUCCCACCUUGAGGUCAAUACAAUUAGCCACAAUUUCCUAGUUUUAAAGCCAUAACAUGCUGUCUUUACAGUGUUGCGCAUUUGUGGGUUUUAAGUGCUGCAGCCGUACUGAACAUCAGCCAACAGGACACAGUGGCUCUUUGCAGAAAAUAACUUUAGAUGUUCCUUAAAUGCUUUCUUCAUUACUCCCAGAAAAUAGACUUCUGCUAAUUAUUUUACUGUAAGAUGAAAACUUCAGAUGUCAUUGUAAUAUAUAAUAAUAUAUAUUAAUUUUUAUCAUAGAAAGUAUACACAUGAAAACACAUACCGAUAUGGACAGAAAUCAUUUAUGGUGAUUAAUGACAAUCCACAAUAUGAGAGAGAGAGAGAGAGAGAGAGAGAGAGAAUGAAGAAACCACUUUUGUAAUAUGUCUUUCUCAUCCACUUUAGGGCGUUGUCAGUAUUAUAUAAAGUCAUGCUCAUCAAAUCAUGUUUAAAAUGUGUUGCAAAGGAAAGGACAGUAACAUUUUACAAUAAAGGGCACAUGAAUAAUCAUUAA
Messenger RNA from Myxocyprinus asiaticus (Chinese sucker), 4805 nucleotides. RefSeq names its product B-cell receptor CD22-like. Lineage: Eukaryota; Metazoa; Chordata; Actinopteri; Cypriniformes; Catostomidae. The coding region runs from base 25 to 1428 and encodes 467 amino acids. The transcript has 8 exons. The record is from RefSeq and is a predicted model, not a curated record.